AUGGAAUCUCGCCAGGCCUGGACACCCAAGCCAUGGGUCGCACCUGGUCCAGGGGACUCUCGCGGGCCUUGUCCAGGUCUCAAUACUCUGGCCAACCACGGCUACCUCCCUCACGAUGGAAAAGGUAUUACGCUGUCCAUCCUUGCGGAUGCUAUGUUGGAUGGGUUCAACAUUGCGCGCAGCGACGCUUUGCUUCUGUUCACGCAGGCCAUCAGGACCAGCCCUCAGUACCCUGCCACGAACAGCUUCAACCUACAUGACCUUGGCCGUCACAACAUCCUGGAGCACGACAUCAGCUUGAGUCGUUCCGAUGCAUACUUCGCUGACCCGAACCCCUUCAACGAAACUGUCUGGGCCGAGACAGCAUCGUACUUCACCACACCCAUGAUCACCGUUGAACAGGUAGCCAAAGCCCGGAUGGCCCGUCUGGCAACCUCAGAGCAGACCAACCCCGAGCACUCUCUGUCCUUGCUGGCGGAUGGUUUCAGCUGGGGCGAGUGUGCUUCCUUCUUUGAGAUCAUGGCUGAUGGGACGACUGGUACGGUGAACAAGACUUUUAUCGAGUACUGGUUCCGAAAUGAACGCAUGCCUACUGAGAUCGGCUGGCAACGACGGCCGACCACUAUGCAGUCGUUGGAGCGUGUGAAGUAUACCCGGAUGUUGGAGGAGGCUGCCGGUGUUAGCGGUCUUGUUCGUCGAGAUGCGUACGGAUAUCCGUUAUUUCACUGA
Molecule: messenger RNA, 729 nt
Organism: Aspergillus terreus NIH2624
Lineage: Eukaryota; Fungi; Ascomycota; Eurotiomycetes; Eurotiales; Aspergillaceae
Product: putative peroxidase
Exons: 4
Coding region: 1-729 (242 amino acids)
Molecular function (GO): peroxidase activity
Source: RefSeq, a predicted model, not a curated record